CACCUGCAUUCGAAGCUCGAAAUAUUGGUUGGAGAUGCAAUAAAGGCAGAGGAAUGGCCCAAAUUUGACCUGUGCGUGGCUAAUUUGCCGUACCAAAUCAGUUCACCUUUUAUCCUGCGUCUUAUCAAAGCUGGUCGUGGGUAUCGGUGUGCUGUUGUAAUGGUACAGAAGGAAUUUGCCGCUCGCCUGUUAGCUCAACCUGGUGAUAAAUUGUACUGUCGGCUCUCGGCAAACGUGCAAUUCCAUUGCAAAGUGGCCCACCUAUUAAAGGUAAGCCGGAAUAGCUUUCGUCCUCCACCUAGAGUUGAUUCUGCAGUCGUUCGUCUAGAACCCCGGCACCCUAAACCACCAGUGUCAAUAAGGGAAUGGGAUGGCCUUCUGCGCCUGGCCUUUCUACGAAAGAAUAAAAAGCUAUCCGCAAACUUUCAGGGUCAAGCAGUCGCAAAAUUGCUUUACCACAAUUGUCAGACCGUCUUGAAAGCUAAUUCAUCCUUUCUGACAACACCCCUUGUUUCUUGCACUGCAACAGAUGAUGUGUUUGCAAUGGAAUCUAGGAUUGCCGAAAUUUUGCGCGCUUCCGGAUUUGACGGAAAGCGUGCACGCACUAUGGACGAAGAUGACUUUCUUCGCCUUCUGCUGGCAUUCAAGCGCGAAGGGAUCUAUUUCGGAUGA
This is a messenger RNA of Protopolystoma xenopodis, 672 nucleotides long. The record is from the annotation of a GenBank genome assembly. NCBI's taxonomy places the organism in Eukaryota, Metazoa, Platyhelminthes, Monogenea, Polystomatidea, Polystomatidae.